Arabis nemorensis is the source of this 867-nucleotide messenger RNA. NCBI's taxonomy places the organism in Eukaryota, Viridiplantae, Streptophyta, Magnoliopsida, Brassicales, Brassicaceae. The record is from the annotation of a GenBank genome assembly.
AUGGCUAUCUUCAACACUCAUAACACAUGGGCCUUCGCCUUCGGCUUGCUCGGAAACCUCAUUUCCUUUGCCGUUUUCCUCUCUCCAGUGCCAACGUUCUAUAGGAUUUGGAAGAAGAAAACUACAGAAGGAUUUCAAUCUCUUCCCUAUGUGGUUGCGCUCUUUAGCGCGAUGCUUUGGCUCUACUACGCUACUCAGAAGAAAGAUGUCUUCCUUCUCGUCACCAUCAACUCCUUUGGUUGCUUCAUUGAAACCAUUUACAUCUCCAUCUUCGUUGCCUUCGCCAACAAGAAAGCCCGAAUGUUCACGGUGAAGCUCUUGUUGCUAAUGAACUUUGGAGGAUUCUGCUUGAUUCUACUCCUCUGCCAAUUCUUGGCAAAAGGAUCCACACGUGCGAAGAUCAUAGGAGGAAUUUGUGUCGGAUUCUCUGUUUGCGUUUUCGCUGCGCCGCUUAGCAUUAUCCGAACGGUGAUAAAGACGAAAAGUGUGGAGUACAUGCCAUUUAGCUUAUCCUUGUCCCUUACACUCAGUGCGGUCGUGUGGCUCCUUUAUGGUCUUGCUCUUAAGGAUAUCUAUGUUGCUUUUCCAAACGUGAUUGGAUUUGUUCUUGGUGCACUUCAAAUGAUACUUUACGUGGUUUUCAAAUAUUGCAAAACGUCGUCGGAUUUGGUGGAGCAAGAACUCGAAGCAGCUAAAUUACCAGAAGUGAGUAUUGAUAUGUUGAAGCUAGGUACACUUGCUUCUCCUGAACCAGCAGGGAUCACAGUCGUCCGAUCGUUAAACACGUGUCUUUGUGACGAUCGAAAGGCUGAAAUUGGAAAUGGCCAGGGAGUUAGAAACGGCACGCAUUUCACUACAACUACAUGA